Plasmodium inui San Antonio 1 is the source of this 8490-nucleotide messenger RNA. RefSeq lists its product as hypothetical. The coding region runs from base 1 to 8490 and encodes 2829 amino acids. The transcript has a single exon. NCBI's taxonomy places the organism in Eukaryota, Apicomplexa, Aconoidasida, Haemosporida, Plasmodiidae. The record is from RefSeq and is a predicted model, not a curated record.
AUGGUUUCGCACGGAAGAAAAAGGAAGAACUACGAUGAUCGAGGGGACAGGAAUGAUGUGUAUGAUGGGAGUGACCGGCACGAUCGCAGUGACAGACACGACCGGCAGGACAAGGAAAUAAUUUACGACCAAAUAUAUUCCACGCCCAGGAAGAACAAGCCAAGAUGCAUGGUUGUGUCAAACUAUAAGGACAACUUAUUGAGCUACUUCCAGAGCAUUAUAAAAAUUGAAAAUAGUGCAGGAAAUUUUAUCAACAAAUGGUACAUACAUUUUUACCGAGUCUGUUUAUAUAAUGAGAAGCUGUAUGCAGGUGCAUCGGCGGCGACGGCCGACGGGGGAGGAGCUCCAGGAAGUAAUGGAAAGAACAACACAAAUGUGAGUAAAAAAAAUAUCGACAAAUUGAUCAUCGAAUACAAUGUGGAGGAAGUCCUUCGGAAGGUGCAAACUUUAGUAGUCCGAAAAUUAGAUUGCGAAAAUUUGUACUACCAGAAAAUUUUAGUAAUCGUUUGCCUCCUUUUUGACUUCUUCCAAAAUAAGAAGCACGUGAACGUAAAGACGCUGAGGCAUUUGGAAGGCGAGGAGGAAGAGGAUGAGGGGGGGGACGCGACAACCACCAGGGAAGCGGGUGCCCAAUUAGCUAAUGAACGCUCUGAAGGGGAUCACACAAAUGGGAAAAAAAACUCUCGCGUGAAGGAGUCAAAGAAGAGGUCGAGAACGACAUCUGUAGCUGCCAACUCGUCCAAUUACGGAGAUGAUGAUUAUGAUGAAAUAACGAGCAAUCGGAGAGGAAGCAGCAAGUAUGAAGAAGAAACAGAAAUAGACGUAAGGAAGAAAAAACACUUGAGACAAAGAAAUUUCCAAAAUGAUGAAAGUCAAAAAAAUUACUAUAUCAUAGAAUUUAAAAACUUACUUUUUAAUGAAAAAAAAAAGUUUAACAAUAUAGAAAUAUUUUAUCACAUCACCAACUUCAUUAUACACAAAUAUUGGUACUCAUCUGAAUAUGCGAGGUAUAACGUAUUUGUUUGGUUUUUAAAUUACCUAAAUAAUAAAUUGGAGAUAAAAAAAAGUAUUAACAAGAUAAAUGAGCAGCUGGAAAUGUUCAUCAAUUUGCAUCCCAAGAUUUUUAAUAUUUCCCAUGCGAAGAAGAGGAGGAAGAAAAACACUCACCAUAGGAGUGCCAGCAAUAGCAGUUAUCAUAUGGCUGCCGCGGCAACGGGUACCUCCACUUCCAACCACAACAGCGGUGAUCAUCACUUUGAAAAUGGCGUCUUAGAUUAUCCCAAUCUUAAAAAUAGGAAUAGACAGCUGGGGGGAGGAUUCCCGGAUGCGACUAAUAUGGACAAUAAAAACAAAGCUUCAAAUCUAGAAAAUAUGAGCAAGGUUAACACAUUCACUCAUUUCGGAAGUUCCACCAAUGUGGGUAACUCAGGAGGUGUUGGCAGCACUGGCUUUUUUGGUGCUACGAGUAGCAGUGCUGCCCUUGGCGGCAUGCAAAUCUCGACCCCAAACGUGGCUCCCUCGCCCGGCAACAACGUCAGCAGCAGCAACCCAUUCAAAGGCUUUAACCAAAGCAACAACAUAUUUAGUAGCAACAAAGGUAAUGAAAGCAGCCUAUUCAGGAAGAGCAGCAACACCAACCCGUCCAUCGGCAGCACAUCUGCGGCAACGUCCCUCUUUGGAGGUUCUCUAAACAGUAAUUCUAGCAUGCACCCCUCCGGUAAUAGCCUCUUGCCCAAGUUUAACAACGCCUUUUCUGGAGGUCUGAACGUGCAAGGUAACUCCAGCACCACAGGCUCGAACCCUAGCGGGAACAACCCCCUCUCAGGGAGCCUAUUUGGAAUGAAGAACAGCCUAACUAGCAAUAACAGCUUUGGCAAUCAAAACAGUAGCUCUCUUGGAAACAAUCUUAUGAACAAUCUGUCCAAUCAAACGAGCAACCUCUUUGAUUCGAAAAAUAAUUCCUCAUCGGAAACGACAAACGUGAACCUAUCCUCCGGCACGAACAACCGCAUCUUUGGUUUCGAGAAAAGUGCACAAAGCACUUCCCUCUUUGCAAAUGCCGCUGGGAAGAACCAAAGUCAAAGUCUCUUUCCCUUUGGCAAUAGUAGUCAAGCUGGAAAUCCGGACAAGAUGCAGUUGGGUUCCUCGUCCGCGGGUACUACCCCUAUGUCAAUUUUUGACCAGAAGAGCAAGGGAGACUCAGCUUUUUCGCCGAUCCCCGGGGGGGGUACCGCGGUUACCAAUUUGGCAGGUCCGAACAGUACGAGUAGCCUUGGGGGAGGUAGCGGUUUGGGCGCCUUGGGGGGGUUCGGACCGGGAAGCGGCGCAACUGGUGUCAGCGGCGGAAGCCUCAUGAACAGCAGCGCCUGCGUCUCGUUGAAGCCGAGCUCCGUUUUUCAGGGCACCCCUGGUGUGCAGAAGGAGGGAUUUUUUGGGAGUGGAAAGCCGAACGAGAACAUUUUCGGCGCUAGCGGUCCCGGCGGGACCUCCGGCCAGACCAACAUUUUUGGAAUGCAGGCUAGCAGCGCAGGGAAUCAUAGUCCGUUUAGCAAGCCCGCCAGCGGUGUUGGCGGUGUCGGCGGUGCUGCCGCUGGUGUCAUCGGAAGUAUUGGCGCAAGUAUCAGCGGAAGUAUUAGCGGCAGCCUCGGGCUGAAUAAUAACCCCCUCAGCGGCGCGGGCAGCUCCAUCAGCUUCGGCUCCAGUCUGUCCCAAAACCCAGGCGCGAACAUGGGCAUGGGGAAUAGUUUGUCGCAAAUAAACCCAAGUGGGUCGCACUUCCAACCGAUGAGCACCCCCACAAGUGCAAACAAUUUGGCCAACCUGUUUAAUAGCGAAAAUGGAUCGAAGGAGUUAUUCAAAGAUUUGAAGCUAUCCACAGACACGGGACAGAAAUUUAGUGUAAAUAAGAAACCACUUUUUUCGAAGAGGGUGAAAAAUAACACACUCUUAACUCCGAAUAAUAACCCAAAUGAGGGAACUAAUAUUUUCAGUUCAAACUAUGUGAAUAAAGAUAGCUUGCUGAUUAAUCAGGACAAGCCCAUGAAGGUUAUAUUUGGACAAAACAAGAGCAGCAGUGCCAUCAGUGGGAGUGCCAUCAGCGGCAGUGGAAGUGGUGGCGCUCCUGGACUCGGCCCAAGUCGGGGCAUAAAUCCUAAUGGUAGUAACAACCAAGAUAAGGCGGAUAAUCUCAUUAACCAAAGCAGCAGUCAGAUGGGAAAUAAAAUAACUUUCAAUGCACCAUCGAGUAGCAUGGGGCAGAGCAAUAAUACCAUCGCCUUUGGGAAGAGCACCAGCAAUAGCCUCUUCGGAAGCAGCAGCAAUAAUUCAUUUCAGAGCGGUACGAAUAAUCUCUUCGGAAAUAAUCAGACCAGUGGAAAUACAAACAGUAAUAACAACACCUUUGGAUGGAACCCCUUCCCCACCCCCCCUGAUGGGAACAAAAAUGAUCCUCAAAAUAACAACCCCGCUUUGAGUAUUCCCGUGAAGAAAUUAACCCUAGAGGAGAGGAAGAGGAAAACAGCCAAAAGUAAUAUGCUCUCUUUAUUUUCGAAUAACCAAAUGGGGGCCACGGAUACGAAUAAUGCGAUUAAUACUUCUUUAGGUACGUCCAUGUCGAAUGGUUUGCUUGGCAAUAAAACUUCCAGUAGCGUCACUCCGUUCAGUUUUAACACCCCUUCGAUGGAUAACGUCUCCAAGGGGGGAACAACCUCUGGCCCCACUGCCGCUACCGAUGCGCCCAGUGGUACCUUCCUUUUUGGACAAAACAGAGGAAACGGAAGUAACAGUAUCUCACUUGACACCUCGAAGACAACGUGGGGCGACAAAAAAGGAUCUAUCUUUGGCUCCGCCACUUCUGCCUCGAACACGGGAAGUGGUGCCGUCGAGGACCCUGCGAACAAGGAAGGAAAUGGAGAUAAUACCACCUCAUCCACGCCCUCAACGAACACCAUCAGCGGUAAUAACCCAAAUGAGAAAAGCAGCUUCCAGGGAGGAAUGAAAAGCAGUUUAUUCCCAUUCGGCGAAAAUAAGGGGGGUGAAAAUAACAGCGCAGCAACAGACAAGGAAAAACCCCAAAGUGGCAUAUUCGCUUUUGGAACUGGAGGUGUAAAGAGCGAGCAGAAGGAGGACCCAAAAGGGGAGGAUAAAAACGACCUGUCGGAGAAGGACAAAGGAGGUGAAGAAAAAUUGUCAAGCAAAAAUGAAAAAGAGAAUUUUCAAGUUUUUGGUAGUGCAUUUUUAUCUAGCAUAAAUGGACAAAAUAAAGAUGCGAAUGUUAAAGGACCUGAUUCCGUUCCUUCCCCUUUCGGUUUUGGCAAUACAAAAACAGAAGAAAAUAAAACGAGCUCGUCUCCCUUCACAUUUUCAUCGAAUAAAGAAGACAGAACGUCGACUCCCAUUUUUGGCCUUCCCAGCAAAAAGUCGUCCUUUAACGAAAUGCACACAAGUGAGGAGAAGAGCAAAAUGUCCAUUUUUUCCAUCGCUGGGGACAGCAAGCAAAAGGAUGUUGUCGCGACGCAGUCCGAGAGCUCCGAUGUAUUUAAGUUCAGCCUCGCCGGGGUUGACACGGACGGUAACGCGGUGGGUGCGAAUGUGGGCGGCCCAAAGAUUAGCGACCACAUAAACUACGACGAUGUGAAGAACAGGAAGAGACGGAGGAACGUGGACUUGAACAACCAGGAUGAAGCGGGUGGAGCGGCCAAGUCCAAGGGGAGAGAUUUCACCGAUGAGACAAAUCAGUGGGGGGGUGACAACUCGGAGAGGAAAGGACACCGUGGAAGCCACUUGGGUGAUGAAAAAGAAGAUGAAUUAAACACCGACAGCUUGUUCUUCAAAAAGAGCAAAUUGGGCAGCGCACUAAGUGAUACGAAAAAUAUUUUAAACACAUUAAAAUUUGACAACAUUCCAAGUAAGGAUAUCCUAAGUGCGUCCCUUAAUGAGAGGAGUAUAAGUGCCCCAUAUAACAGCUUAAUCGAGACUGGAGUUCUCAAUGCUAAUGCUUCAUUAUGGGAUAGCAAAGAGGUGGGGGGCAAUCCUACAAAGGAUAAAACUGGGAAUGGUAUCGACUCCAGUGGGAUUUUCUCCCCCACAGGAGAGGAAACUCAAUUUGGCCUCCGAACUAGCCUCAGUAAUCAGCAAACAGCCGAGAGGAACAACACGAUUGGUGGCCCAGCACAUUUUAAACAGCAGAGUGGGCCGAACCAUGGUAGCAUGGAUGAAUCGAAUUUCCCAUUUGUGACUCGUGAGGGGAACAACCUCCUAGACGACCAAGCCAAGAGAAUAGCGAAACAGAAAGCAGAAGAACUGACCACUCUGGAAAGAUUAAAAAUGAAUAACUACCUAAUGAAUUCGAAAAACGACAAGAACGAAAAUCACGAUGGAAGCAGUGACGUGGAUGAUGAUGGAAAGGCAAUAAAAAAUGCGAAGAAGGACCACUUAGUUACAGACAAAAAAAGCGUAGAUCGAAUUGUAGCCUAUAACAAAAAAAUAUCAUUCGAUGAUAUAGAAGUGGAUUUAGACAAAGACAUCAUCGAUUUGAAUGACCUCAGACAAAACCUAUUUCUGUGUGUUUUAAAUUUUCACCUCAACUACUGGGCAGAGAAAGUUAUCCUCUUCUACCCACACAACGAAAAAAUUAAUAAAUUCUGUAACCGCAUUAUGAAGAUAAAGAACCAAUUUGAUGAAACGUACAAUUUUAACUUAUUUGAGGAGAUCCACAUGUUAUCGAAAAAAAUGCUGAAAAGGUUAGACCGUAACUGCUGCAUCUACGAAAGUGUGCUGUUCCUUUCGGCCGAAAAUUUAUACGUCCUAAAGAAUGCCAAGCUGUCUCUCUUCGAAGCCUUCAACAUAUAUCACUUUUGGUUUCAAAAAAAUAGCCUCGACGUGAAAAAAAACUUCCAAAAUUUUAUGUACACGAAUAAAAUUUAUCCCUCCUACCUUAACUACUAUAUGAACCUUUAUAAAAACCACAAGUCGUUUAAUUAUAAGUACACACAAGGGGGGGGCGAGACGGAGGGGAAUAGCAAGGUCAGUCGAAAGGAGAAGAAGCAUCUAGACCGGGAGAGGGACAGUGCGAACAAUUCGGAUGAUCAGGAGAGGGGCAGUGAAACCAAUUCUGAUGACCAUGAGAGGGACAGCGCAACAAAUUCGGAUGAUCACAAGAGGGACAGUGUAACCAAUUCAACGGACCAGGAGGAGCCGAACGGUAGUGCCGACUUCUCGGGCAGCUGGGGACGCCCCCGGGACGAUGAACCGACUAGCAGGGGGGAGGCGGACAUGGAAGGAAGCGACGUAGGAAGUGAGCGCCGAAGUAGCCCCCGAAGUAGUCGUGGAAGUAGCCCCCGAAGUAGUCGUGGAAGUAGCCCCCAAAGUAGUCGUGGGAGUAGCCCCCAAAGUAGUCGUGGGAGUAGCCCCAGAAGUGGGCGCGGAAGCGAUCGUGAGAGGCUCUCGAGAAGGAGGAGCAAGGCCAGAAAGAGGAGCGCCGAGCGCAAGGAGAACAGCCUGAUAGAAAUCCUCGACUCGAACAGCAGCGACGUGUCGGACGUGAUGGACAACAGCAACAAAGAGGAGCCCCUCAAUGUGCACAUCAAAGAAAAGUACCUCUACCUAUCCAAGGGCAAAGGAAAGGCCAGAAAAAACAAACUAUUCCUCCCGUCACACAUAAGAGUUAAAAAACUCAGUGCAUGCGAGUGCAUACUACUGGAACUUAUCCUCAAGAGGGACAUACUGAACGUUUUAAAAAAGUACAAAAUUUUUAAAACAGAAAAAUAUGAAUAUCUCUAUAUUAACCUCAUAGCAAUGCUGAAGCAUUAUAAUUAUUUCUCCAUAGAGAGGGAGAAUGAAAUAAGUAAAAGUUCGACCUCCACUAGCGCAACGGUGAGUGGGGAAGUCGCUGGAGGGACAUCUCUCUCCACUUUGGGACAGAACAAAACGAACAGCCAAUUGAAGAAGCUAACGAACCAUCUGCGCACAAAUUGUCUGAACACAAAAAGUGAUAAAAUUAAUAUUCUGAAAAAGAUAUGUGACAAAAAAUUACUGUACUAUAUAAAUAUGCAGUUAAAAAAUAUUACCCAUUUGAUAAGCUUCAACGAAAUGGAGAUCGCUUGUGUGUAUUUGAAUCAUAUCAAGAAUAAUCUGUACGUCAUGUUUCAGAUGCCCAUUCUGCUAUACAACACGCUCUUCGACCGAAUCAUUACCUCCUACAAUGACUACAUUGUGAUGGAGAACUUUUUCAAUAACUCCUGCUUGUAUAAUGACUUUCGAUAUGAAAAUAUUUUCAAGACUAAGGUUGCGUAUAUGCUCAUGAAGAAAUUUUUCCAGGCGGAUGACACGGAGAAUUGCAUUCGAUUUGCCCUGUAUUUUGAGAACAUUCGAACGAAGGCACCUCGAAAUAAUAUUUACAAUGAUUAUAUUUUUCAUAAGAAUCUGGUGAAUGCCUAUAUUAAGGUGCAUGAAGACAUCGUGCCGGAGGAGUGGAUCCAGGCGCAGACUUCCAACAACAGCGAGCUGAGUGAUCUGCAUGAUUCGGAAUACCUCGACUAUUACUCCUUCUUCUUCAAGGACAUUUCGAAGUAUAUAAAAUUUCACAUCAUGCAGAAGAUUGUCUCCGGCAACAUAUUCAGCCUGCGCAGGAGGGACUACACGAACGCGGAGGAGGGCCGCGCUGUUGUGGGGAGCGCUAUGACUGGCGGUUUGGGUAGUGAUGUCGGUAGCGGUGUGACUGACGCCGUGCCUGCCGAUGUGACUAACCAACUGGCCGCUGUCCCCGCUGCCCAGGCAAGUGAACUAACCAGCGGAGCGAACGCCCCCACCCGGGAGGCCACCACCGCCUCCCCCAAUCCCUGCGAAGACAACUUCGCGUGCUACUUCGUCUACAUGGUGAACCGUUCCAUCCUGGAUGACCUCGUCAACCUGUACGCGUCCAAGGGCGACUAUUUCUACAAGAGAAUCUCAGCCACGCUCAUCAACAGCUCCUUUGUAAAGGAAUACGAAAAGACGCACAACAAACAUUUCCACAUGCACGUACAGGUAGCCAACAUAAACCAUUUCAUGAAAACGAAUUUUUUUGAAUACAUAAACUUUUUCAAAAAAAAAGAACUCUAUCACAUCGAUAAGACAAAGAAUGAAGAUGAAAUUAUGCAGAACCUAGUUAACGUUAUAAAAGGAAAUGGAAAAAAAAUCCUUGUCGUGAUUAACAUGCUCGUUGAAAUUAUCACCAAAAUGGAAAAAAAAAUUUUGAAAAAUGUCAACAUAUUUAUUACGAUAAAUUUGAGGAACUUAAUUAUUGACACGUUUUACCUCUUCAAGUACAUUUUCAACAAUAAGGAAUUUUCGCUUCACUUAGUGGAGGACCUGUACAGAAAUGCCGUAACGUUUAAUGACCUCAUUAAUUCCACUUUCUCGGACGACGUGCACUAUUACCCCAAGGAACAAAUAAAGGAGCUUUACACUUACAUCCGCCACAAGUUUACUAACCAGAAUUUGAUCGCCUGA